Molecule: messenger RNA, 936 nt
Organism: Fusarium redolens
Lineage: Eukaryota; Fungi; Ascomycota; Sordariomycetes; Hypocreales; Nectriaceae
Exons: 2
Coding region: 1-936 (311 amino acids)
Cellular component (GO): cytoplasm
Molecular function (GO): protein-arginine deiminase activity; calcium ion binding
Source: RefSeq, a predicted model, not a curated record
AUGCAGCAGAAGUUCGUACAACAUCCAGAUGACGCGCUAAUGAACGUGACUGAAACUCCGUCCCUUCACUUACUCAACGGGACCGACGAUAUCUGGGCCCAAGACUUCAUAGAGCCCGGCUUCGCCAGUAUGCCUGGUUCAGAAGGUCCGAUAUCACUACGGGUCCUAGUUCAGAGUGCGCAAUCCAUCAGAGUUUCUGGACGUCAGGUCUUCGAAAGCCUCAGAGGUGAUAGAGUCGGAGGCCACCAACCGUCGCUGGGGUCUGGUUUUGGACACGAGGAGAUUAACUCGGGUGGAAACAUCGAGAUUAUCCCACCGAUGGACGAUGGCUGUUGCGGAUACCCAAGUUCCAUUAAAUUCAUUAAAAAAGCACAAGACAGUGGUCAUGGCUCCACCCUUGCCACUAGCUAUCCCAAUCUCCGCCAACCGGAAGGUUUUUCUUUCUGCGAUUCUAGGCUUGAGAACCUUACCAUCGACGCGCUUCUGUCUGACGACGAUUUCUUGCAGACGCAAAAGUAUGUACAGAAGUAUAUCGACCACAACUUGGAGCUUCUGCUUGAAGAAUUACCAUUGCCUCACAACGAAGUUCUGCGAAUCCCCGCUCUCUUUAAGAAUUUCACAUAUCCUUGGCCAUCUAAUCUCGAUGGACUUCCCCCGCGCCUGCACAGGGCCGCUCCUGGACAGAGUCAACUAAUUGCUUUCCUUCCGGCUGCCAUCAACGGUGUUGUCAUCGGAUCUGAUUAUUUGACUGCGAAGCGUUGGGGUCCAAUUGUUGAUGAUCAUGAUAUCCUUGAGCAGGCGGUACGAGACGUGUAUGGGCAAACGGGGAUAAAGGUACAUUUCGUUGACGAUUUCAUGUCCCAUCACGUAAAUGGAGGUGAAGUCCACUGCGGCACUAAUACCCUCAAAGAUACAAGAGUCGAAUGGUGGAGCUAA